UGGCAUUUCAAAUCAAGUUUUUUAAUAAAUAAAUUAAUAGUUGCUCCUUCUCGUCCCUCUGAAUUGCACGGGAUUUAACGAGACUUUGAGAUAACAGGAGGCAGGGUUUGGAAUAUGAUGGACAGAUUUUUUAUAUGGGCGAUGGAAUAAUCAUGUCAAUGGGACGCCCAAUUCAACUCCUUUAUCACAGUAGCAGCAGACGCAUCAGCUGCAAACGCUUCCAAAUUUGCAAGAAAAAUUCUCUAGGGUUUCAAUAUUCGUCUAGGUUUUCAAAACGCCCCACAAUUUGGUUCCAAAGCGGCUUUUUGGUCUCUCGGAUCGAUCUUCAUCUUUCUGGGAUCUGUUGCAUUGGUUUGAGGUGAAUUCCGAUAAGAUUUUGUAGAUUCAAAGCUAUGCAGAACCCAAGCGGCGGCGUUCCACAGCCGGAAGCAAUUUUGGAAUGGCUACAGCAGGAAAUGGGUUACCGGCCUCAGGGGCAAUAUUUAUCUUCUAACAAUCCUCUUCCUUCUCCUGAAGAUCUCAAAAAAAUCUGUAGAGGAAAUAUGUUGCCCGUUUGGAAUUUUCUCUUACAAAGAGUAAAAUCGGAGAAAACUGUGGAGAAAAUUAAGAGAAAUGUUCUGGUCCAUGGAAGGCCUAGCGUCGGUGCCGGCCUGCAGGAGACGUCAAGGAAUAAUGUACGUGUUAAGGAAGAAGAGGUUAAAAGCAAAGGCAGGAGGAGAUUUGAUGGGAAAAAUAAAGGCAAAACUGCGGAGAUUCCGAAGAGUAAGGAGGUUUUAGAACGGGGGCAGGCUUCCGAAGCCUAUGAAAUCCGAGAGAAGGCUCUGAGAGAACGUGAUGCGGCUGAAAAGGAGGUGGAGAGACUGAGGCAAAUCCUUCAGAGACAACGGAAGGAAUUGAAGGGACGGAUGCUAGAAACUUCCAGGGAGGAAUCCCAGCGGAAGAGAAUGCUCGACGACAAGUCAAAUUACAGGCAUAAGCAGGUGAUGCUUGAAGCCUACGAUCAACGAUGCGAAGAUACAACCAAGAUUUUUGCAGAAUACCAGCGCCGUCUUCAUCGAUAUGUUGAUCAGGCAAGGGAUGCACAAAAGAUGAGAGUUGGAGGUGCGCAAGAUGUGACUCCUGACAUCUUGCGUGCUCGUAAUGAGCAGGACACAGUUUAUGCUACAGUCAAGGGCAACAAACCCACAGAUGGUCUCAUUCUCAUAGAAACAGCACAGGAAAGGAGCAUUAGAAAAGCAUGUGAGUCUCUUGCAGCUCAUCUUACUGAAAGAAUACGAAACACAUUUCCAGCUUAUGAUGGGUUAGGUGUUCAAGGACUUAAAUAUUUAGAAGCUUCAAAGUUGGGUAUCGACAUUGAUGGAGAAAUACCAGAUGAUAUAAAGGACAUUGCUUUAAAUUCCUUGAGGAGUCCUCCACAAUUACUUCGUGCGAUUACAUCAUACACAGCUCGAGUUGUCAAUCUGAUAAACCGAGAGACAGAGAAAAUUGAUGUUAGAGCAGAUGCUGAGCGAUUAAGGUAUAAAUAUGAGAAUAAUAGAGUAAUGGAUGCUACAUCUCCUGAUGGGAGCUCAUAUUCUCAAAGUAGAAGCAAUGGAACGUAUAAUCAACUUCGUGAGAGACAGAAAGCCCAUGUGCAGCAGUUCAUGGAAACUGAAGAUGCAUUGAAUAAAGCUGCAGAGGCAAGAAAGGUUAGUGAGAAGCUGAUAAAGCGAAUGCAUGGCAGUGACAAUGGAGAUGCAGGUUAUUCAUAUGCUGUUGGAGACAACAUUCAAAGCUCGGGAGGCCUGAGACAAUUUGAGCUGGACGUUUUGUCAAAGGAAAGAGAACUAGUAGGGUUAAGAGCAAGUGUAAAUACAUUGACAUCAGAAGUUCUACGGCUGAAGAAAAUGUGUGCAGAGUGGAGAGAAGCUGAAGAAGCAUUGCGACGGAAAUGGAAAAAGAUUGAACAAUUUGAUGGGCGCAGGACAGAAUUGGAAUCAAUUUAUACAGCUCUUGUCCGAUCGAAUCUGGCUGCUGCAGCAUCUUGGGAGCAGCACCCUCUGGCUGCUCGUGAAUAUUCAGCAAACACAAUUAUCCCUGCAUGUUCAACAGUUCAAAACAAAACAACAGAGGCUCACGAUCUCAUAGAAAAAGAAGUAGUUGCUUUUCACAGAAGCCCAGAAAACCGUCUUUAUAUGUUACCGGCCACUCCACAGGCUCUUCUGGAUUCCAUGGGUGUAAGUGGGUCAACAGGUCCUGAAGCAGUUGCUGCUGCAGAGAAGAAUGCAGAAUUAUUGACUGCAAGAGCUGGUGCAAGAGAUCCUUCAGCAAUUCCAUCAAUUUGCCGCAUAUCUGCAGCACUACAGUAUCAUGCAGCAGGAGUUGAGGGUUCGGAUGCUGGCUUGGGAUCAGUGUUGGAAUCAUUGGAGUUUUGCUUGAAGCUCCGUGGGUCAGAGGCAAGUAUUUUGGAGGACCUUUCAAAGGCAAUCAAUCAAGUGCAUAUGCUUAAGGACUUAGUUGGCAGUGGUCGUGCAUUAUUGAGCAAUGCUUACAGCUCAAGACCAGAAUAUGAAAGGACUACAUCAUAUUGUCUUUCUGUGGCUGCGGAACAUGAAAAAAUAGCCAUGGAAAAAUGGUUGCCUGAGCUCAAGGCUGCAGUUCAUGAAGCUCAAAAGUGUCUACAAGAAUGCAAGAGGGUCAGAGGUUUGGUUGAUGAAUGGUGGGAACAACCAGCAGCAACAGCAGUUGAUUGGGUUACUGUUGAUGGUCAAAAUGUUGCUGCUUGGAUUGCACAUGUGAAGCAGCUUCAGAUGGCAUUUUAUUGAUAAGCAGAUCCUGGACAUAUUUGGAUGAAGUGCUCAAAUUUGAUUAUGCUGCGUUGGGGAAAAUGGUGAGAAGUUGCCAUGCAAAGCCUGGUGCAAAGAAGUUACCUCCUGAUAACUACUGGAACACUGCCCAUGACAUACAGUCAGUACAUUCCGGAGGUUCGUUUCCAUACAGCUGCUGUAGAGAAAGAUCAAAACUAAUAACUUGACCUCACAAUCAUUCAUGCAAGAUUUGCUGUAAGCAGAAUAUGGGCAUUGUAGUGGUUGCUUCCUUUCGAGGUUCACUGUAUAAUACAAGAGCCAGGCGCAGCUCAAUUGACACCUUAAUUGAUAUUCACUUCACAGGUGUGUCAUGCCUUCUUCAAGGAAUGCAGUUUCCUGUGUGCAAUGUAUUUGUAAUGUUAAAUUUAGUGCGAGUGCUACUCAACUGCGAUUUUGGAACCUUGCCCAGGACUAUGUUCAAAUUGGACAUAUGUGAGACGUCACCUUAAUGCACAUUUAGUAUCAGCUCUUUGCAAGGUUUCAACCUGGGACAUUGCUUUAUAAGAAAUGGCUUCACCGAAGGGUCUAUUGUUGUAAUAUAUUUUCUAUCAUUCUAUGUGAUCAGACUUUCACGUAUAACUGUGGUGAGGCAUAAUGCCCGGGAGUGAUUUUCUCUAGUCUGUCACAAAAAGCAAGGGUUCCAUGAACCAAAGAUUGAGCCUAAACCCACUAGUUGAGGUAUUGGAAUGAUUAAAAAGGGAACACAGGCUACAACAGCAAUUGAUCUGAUAUUCGUGCAUGGUGGAAAUUUCAUGACAACCUUCUUGAAUGUUACAAUUUGUAAUAGAAUGAUUCCCAUUUGGGAAUAUUGUAAAUUGGUGCUUGCAGCAUUUUGUUCUAUGUUUGAAUCUCCUGGCAUGUCAUAUGUAAUGCGAUGGAUAUUCAAUCUUAUAUUUGAAGGUCAAGUUGUAAUGCUAUAAACAGUAAUUCUAAAAAUUAUUCAAUUGAAUACAAAGGUGGUUUUUUUUUCUUGUUUGAGGAAA
Molecule: messenger RNA, 3829 nt
Organism: Cryptomeria japonica (Japanese cedar)
Lineage: Eukaryota; Viridiplantae; Streptophyta; Pinopsida; Cupressales; Cupressaceae
Product: AUGMIN subunit 5
Exons: 10
Coding region: 393-2804 (803 amino acids)
Biological process (GO): spindle assembly
Cellular component (GO): spindle microtubule; HAUS complex
Source: RefSeq, a predicted model, not a curated record